AUGGUUGUCCUCGCUGCGUCCAUCUGCACACGGGGCGGCAAGGCGGUCCUCGCCCGGGCUUUCCACGACAUCAAGCGGUCGCGCAUCGAAGCCCUCCUGGCAUCCUUCCCUAAAGCGGCGAACUCUGGCACCCAACACACUACGGUCGAGCAGGACAAUGUCCGAUUCGUAUACCAACCAUUGGACGAGCUGUACAUGGUGCUCAUUACCAACAAGCAAUCCAACAUCCUCCAAGACAUCGACUCCCUGCACCUGUUCGCCCAGGUUGUUACCAGCACGUGCAAGAGCCUCGACGAGCGCGAGAUCCUCAAAAAUGCUUUUGAGCUCAUCAGCGCCUUCGAUGAGCUAGUGACGCUCGGGUACAGGGAGAACUUGACAAUCAGUCAGAUCAAGACGUUCUUGGAGAUGGAAAGCCAUGAGGAGCGCAUCCAGGAGAUCAUCGCUCGGAACAAGGAAUUGGAGGCUACCGAGGAGCGCAAGCGGAAGGCCAAGCAAUUGGAGAUGCAGCGCAAGGAAUCCGGGAGGCGCGGUGCUGGCAUGUCGCGGCCUCCAGUCUAUCCAACAUACACCCCGCCGGUACGGCCAGCUGUUACUGAGACAUAUGAUACUUACGAGGCGGAGAAGAACAAGUCCAAGUUCACUGCCCCCAAGGGUAAGGGCAUGCAGCUGGGCAAGAAGUCCAAGACCACAGACAUGUUUGAGCGCGUAAAAGGAGAGCUAGGACCUGUGGACGACACGCCACUUGUGCCCGUCGCCGCAGCGUCUGCCCCAGAACCGGCCUCUGCCCCGAGGGUUUCAUCCUCGUUGGACCGGGAUGCGAUCCACGUCACUAUCAAUGAAGCUAUCACAGCCAAAAUAUCCAGGGAGGGCGCGCUGAACUCAUUUUCGAUCAGCGGCGACCUGUCACUACGCGUCUCGGAUCCUUCGCUCACCAAGCUCAAGCUCAAUCUCAGCGCCACGCCGUCACACGGCGCGCAGUUCCGGACGCACCCUAACGUGGACAAGAACGCCUUCAACAGUUCCAAGGCCAUUCAAAUGGCCAACACUGCGAGGGGUUUCCCGGUGAACAAUUCCGUUGGCGUGCUGCGAUGGCGCGCUACUCCCAGGGUGGAUGACUCGAGUGUGCUGCCGAUCACCUUCACCGUCUGGGUCAACAAGGGCUCAGAAGGGAACUGCACGCUCACGAUAGAGUAUGAGCUAUCUAGAGGCGACACCCUGAAGGACGUCAGCGUUGUUGUGCCAUUCUCCAGCGCCGAGCCGUCUAUCUCUAGCUUUGAUGCAGUCUACGAGGUGUCCGGCGACAGCCUGGAAUGGUCGAUAGGCACGGUGAGCGAGGACAAUCCCAGCGGCGCCUUCGAGUUUGAGGCGCAGACGGACGACGAGAACGAGUUCUUCCCGAUGCAAGUGCGCUUCUCGAAGACGUCGCCGUUUGUGGAUGUUGAUGUCCAAUCGGUGGAGCUGCUGGAGAUGAAUGAGGAGGUCACUUUCUCCAAGGAGAUCAAGUCCGUUGCGGAGUCGUACGUAAUUGAGUAGACUGGCGAGGUAAGAAGGAAGGCGGCAGUGUUUGGGUGUCCUGAGCGUGGAGUAUCCUGAGGUGCGGCAUGGGC
Messenger RNA from Canariomyces notabilis, 1607 nucleotides. RefSeq lists its product as uncharacterized. The record is from RefSeq and is a predicted model, not a curated record. The transcript is spliced from 5 exons. Gene Ontology annotation, biological process: endoplasmic reticulum to Golgi vesicle-mediated transport; retrograde vesicle-mediated transport, Golgi to endoplasmic reticulum; Golgi localization. The coding region runs from base 1 to 1533 and encodes 510 amino acids. Lineage: Eukaryota; Fungi; Ascomycota; Sordariomycetes; Sordariales; Chaetomiaceae. Gene Ontology annotation, cellular component: COPI vesicle coat.